AUGUUUCGAAACUUUGGAGAGCUUAAGGAGUUUAGGGAAAGAUUGUUUGAUUCUAUAGGCUGGCUUGUCCCAAAGGUAAGUCACAGUCCAUCGGUUUCACUUAUCCUCGGGUAUAGAUGUAUCUACCAUACUUUGUGUUGUGUUGUGUUGUGUUCUGUCCUGUCGUUUUAUGUUAUGUCAUGUCAUGUCAUGUCUUGUUCAAUGAUCUCAUGUGAUGUGUCACCGCGUUGUAUUAUAAACCAACGACAACUGUUGAUGACAUUGUUAUGCUACUCACAAUUCUCUGUCUUCCGUAAGUUAAACAUCCAGUUGUUUCAAAACGUCUACAUACCCCAUCGUCCUAGAUUAAAAAUAUCAAAACAGAGCAUAAUGACCACUGGCAAAAUUUCAAAGAAUACUCCUGUCAAAAAAAGACAGAUAUCUAUCGAAGAUUUCUUUGGCAAAGAUAAUAACAAAAAGGUGAAAACCGUUCACAUUGUCAAAACCCCUAUCAGCUCUCCCCUUUCUUCCACUGCUACCAUAUCUUCAACUACAUCAGCGGAAAAACCAUCCUCAAACGACUCGCACCUGCCAUCAGACAAGAUUAAGGAAGAUAAUCAACCGCAAGAUAAUGAAACAGUGGUCAAAGAUCCAAAAAAGAAUGUCCUUUGUCAACAUUUGGAUCCUCACAAAUUAUCGUUGUUGAAUCUAGAAUUGUUAACAAUGGAUCAUUCAUGGUUCAUGAAACUUCAAAGUGAAUUCACAAAAAACUAUUUCCUUGAACUGAAAUCUUUCCUACAGAAUGAACAGGCUUCUCACACCGUCUUCCCGCCUCCAAGAGACAUCUACUCAUGGACUAGGCUCACCCCCUUCGACAAAGUCAAAGUGGUCAUCAUCGGACAAGACCCAUACCACAAUUUUAAUCAAGCCCAUGGUCUGGCCUUCAGUGUCAAAGAACCAACACCGGCACCACCUUCUCUGAAAAAUAUCUACAGAGAAUUGAAAAACAACUAUCCAGAUUUCAAAAUCGAUAACAACAGAGGCGAUUUGUCCUGCUGGGCAUCCCAGGGUGUUUUGCUUUUGAACACAUCGUUGACCGUUCGGGCACAUAAUGCAAAUUCCCAUGCCAACCAUGGCUGGGAGGUUUUCACAUCCAAGGUCGUGGAGCUAUUGAUCAAAGAUAGAGAAAACAAUGGGCGCAAUUUGGUUUUCUUACUCUGGGGUAAGAAUGCAAUAAACUUGGUGGAAAAUCUGCUAAAGAAAGUCAGUAAAGAAAAUAAAAGGGAUUGGAGGUCAUUCAACAACCUAUUGGUAUUGAAAUCAGUUCAUCCAUCACCCUUAAGUGCAAAUAGAGGAUUUUUCGGUAACAACCAUUUUAAAAAGAUUAAUAAUUGGUUAUACCACGAAAAGAAAGAGAAAAUGAUAGAUUGGAGUGUAGUCCCCGGUUGUAAAAUAAAAGAAAUAGAAGAAAAAUAA
Molecule: messenger RNA, 1455 nt
Organism: Arxiozyma heterogenica
Lineage: Eukaryota; Fungi; Ascomycota; Saccharomycetes; Saccharomycetales; Saccharomycetaceae
Gene: UNG1
Product: uracil-DNA glycosylase
Exons: 1
Coding region: 1-1455 (484 amino acids)
Biological process (GO): base-excision repair; base-excision repair, AP site formation via deaminated base removal
Cellular component (GO): nucleus; mitochondrion
Molecular function (GO): uracil DNA N-glycosylase activity
Source: RefSeq, a predicted model, not a curated record